Dermatophagoides pteronyssinus (European house dust mite) is the source of this 1211-nucleotide messenger RNA. RefSeq names its product transmembrane protein 231-like. NCBI's taxonomy places the organism in Eukaryota, Metazoa, Arthropoda, Arachnida, Sarcoptiformes, Pyroglyphidae. The record is from RefSeq and is a predicted model, not a curated record. Gene Ontology annotation, biological process: regulation of protein localization; cilium assembly. Gene Ontology annotation, cellular component: ciliary transition zone; ciliary membrane.
AUAGCGACUUCUGCUGUUGGAAUUUUGGCAAUCAUAAACGGUUCCCAUGGUGACCAGAAUAAUGGACUUGUUUUUUUUCUAAUGUUUACAAAAGUUUUCGCUUCAAACAAAAUUUUAUUUGUAAUUUAUUUCAAGAACAAAGUACAAAAAAAAUGAAUUUAUUUGCCAAACCUCUUUAUAUUUAUUAUAAUAGUCGUUUAUUAUCCGAAGCAACUAUAUUUUUUAUUAUCAUAACAUUGAUUCGUUUCCUAUUACCAUUGAUAAUCGUUUGGAGAACUGAUUCAUUCUGGAUUAAAGAAUCAUCAUAUCGUGAGAUGCCAGAUAUAGAUUUCAAAAAAAAUUUCAUACUUUUACUCAAUGUACAAACUAUUGCUGAUCAUGAUGAACAAACCAUUGGAUUUAGUACAAUCGAUACGAUUAAUAGAAUUCUUGAUAAUGAUGAAUAUCUGAUUCCAAUCAAUAUUGCACAAUAUGAAUAUGAUUAUGAUAAUGAUCAUCGAUAUGAUGAAUUAAAACUAAUACUUGAUAUACCGGUGGAUUUGAAUCAGAAUUAUGUUCGUGGAUUUCGUUUAUUAACUUUUUUCCAAUAUCGUUUAUCUGAACGUAUUCAUUUAGAAAUGGAAUCAUUGGCUGAUUUAAUUGUAAAUGAUCAUAAUCCGGGACAAUAUGUACGCAUUGAAGGCCAUCUAGAGUUGGUACAACGAAAACCAUUCCAUCAUCGAGGCUAUGAAUUUGGAUUUAAUCAAAGUAUUAUUCCUUUGGAUGAAAAAAUUCAUCUUGAAAACAUUUUAUUACAAUAUUCGCGUCGAAAAUAUUUUACUCGUAUAAAAGUCGAUUAUAAACAUUGGCAAUCAUAUCAAUCGAUAUUAAAUGCUAAAACAAAACACCCAUUUCGAUUAGAAAUGACCAUCUAUUAUCAAGAUCAAUUAUUUCGAUACAAUACCGGAUUCUGGUAUCUUAUCAAAUGGGCAUUGGUACAAUAUCUGGCUGUAUUUAUCAUUAUUGAUUAUUUUAUUCAUUGGAUUCAAUGUCUGGUAUUCGAUGGUUAUCUUGUAGCAACGAUUCCGCGUAUACAAGAUGUAGGUUUAUUAAAUUCGAUUUUCAAGAAAAAACAAUUCUGAAUUGCUACGAUUCUCGAGUAAUCAAUUGUGGCUCUGAAAAGAGCCGUUUUAUGAAUAGAAUAUUUGCAAAUAAAUGAGAAAUUUGUUUAU